Molecule: messenger RNA, 153 nt
Organism: Chondrus crispus (carragheen)
Lineage: Eukaryota; Rhodophyta; Florideophyceae; Gigartinales; Gigartinaceae
Exons: 1
Coding region: 1-153 (50 amino acids)
Source: RefSeq, a predicted model, not a curated record
AUGGUUCUGAGUCGACAGAGCGAUGUGUUUCGUCUUCGUGAAAGGCUGACGGGGGCCGUUUGGAGAGGACUGCUUUUUAGAAGCUUCUACAGUACUUAUCUAUCUUUCGCGGUUGCUUCGGCGGCAUCUGUGGCAGAUCUUGUCGCGCUUUGA